AUGGCCGCCCGCACAAAGUUUGUGGAAUACAUCGAUAAAAACGCAGAUAUUUUCAUCGAGCGGCUGGCACAGGCAGUUAGGAUUCGGAGCAUAAGCAGCGAUGCCCGCCGUCGGCAAGAUGUCAUCGCAAUGGGAAACUGGCUGAAUGAUCAGCUCGUAUCUCUCGGCGUGACGACGAAGCUCGUCGAUCUCGGGACCCAUGUUAUGCAGGGCCAGACGCUCCCUCUUCCUCCCGCAAUCUUGGGAAAGUUGGGCGAAGAUAAGAACAAGCGAACGAUCUUAAUCUACGGCCACUAUGAUGUACAGCCCGCACUCAAGUCGGACGGUUGGAAUACAGAUCCGUUUGAACUCGUCGUCGAUAACGAAGGGGGGAAGCUGAUUGGACGUGGCGCGACGGACGACAAAGGUCCAAUCAUGGGUUGGCUGAACGUCAUUGAGGCGCACAAAAGCCUGGGUCUCGAUAUGCCUGUCAACUUGCGCUUUUGCUUCGAGGGAAUGGAGGAAAAUGGAAGCGAAGAGCUCGAUGAGUGUGUUAUCGGUGAAGUCGGAAAGGGAAAAGAAGGGUACUUCAGCGGUGUAGAUUGCGUUUGCAUCUCUGACAAUUAUUGGCUUAACACGCGCACUCCCGCACUAACUUAUGGCUUGCGUGGUAUCGCAUACUUCAGUAUCAAUAUUACUGGGCCCGGCCAGGACCUUCACUCUGGCCUUUUCGGUCGUAUGGUGCACGAGCCAAUGACGGAUCUCAUCAAGCUCAUGAGCAGACUUGUGGAUAAUAACGGCAAUAUACUCAUUCCCGGCGUGGAUGAAAUGGUCCCGCCCCCAACUCCAGAGGAGAUUAAGCUGUACAAGGAGAUGGACUACACCACAGCGGACGUAGAAGAAGCUGCUGGCGGCCCGAUCGCGAUCUCAGAAGACAAAGUGACAGUUCUGAUGGCGCGCAUGCGGAGCUCAUCCCUUUCACUGCAUGGAAUUGAAGGUGCUUUUUCGGACGUUGGUUGUAAGACUGUAAUACCUUCUAAGGUCGGCGGCAAGUUUAGCAUACGGCUCGUUCCCCCUCAAACUCCGGAGAAUAUCAUUCCGCUUGUCAAGGCAUACCUUGAGUCGGAGUUUGCCAAGUUGAACAGUAAGAACAAGAUGUUCGUCGAAUACUUGCAUGGAGGGAAACCUUGGGUUGCGGAUGUGAAGCAUUGGAACUUUGAAGCUGCAAAACGAGCGAUUGAGGCGAUAUACAACAAGACACCCGACUACACACGUGAGGGCGGAUCGAUCCCUGUCACGCUCACUUUCGCGGAAGCUUUGGGUGUGAAUGUCCUAUUAUUGCCCAUGGGUCGUGCCGAUGAUGGUGCUCACUCGACUAACGAGAAGUUGGAUCGGUCGAACUUCAUCGAAGGGACGAAGGUCCUGGGUACCUAUCUAUACGAGGUAGCCGCUGCUGUAUGA
Molecule: messenger RNA, 1440 nt
Organism: Pisolithus orientalis
Lineage: Eukaryota; Fungi; Basidiomycota; Agaricomycetes; Boletales; Pisolithaceae
Exons: 10
Coding region: 1-1440 (479 amino acids)
Biological process (GO): proteolysis
Molecular function (GO): metallodipeptidase activity
Source: RefSeq, a predicted model, not a curated record